ACGGACAUCAAAAGAAUUCCUACCAUGGUGAGUUAUAUGUGAAAGUAUAUAAAAGUAUACAUGAAUGUAUGCAUACAAGCAGUUGUGAAAGUUUCUCUAUAUGAACUCGUCAACAGUGUCAGAAGAUAAUAAAUAGUAAAUAAUAAAUUCAAUUAAAUAAAGAUGAAUUUGUUGGUGAUCUUUUCCGUGUGUGUCAUCUUUGGAUAUCAAAAUGUGAACGGCGACUUGAUGAACGAACUGAUGGAAACGUUGCUUAGCGAUCCCAAUACAAGAGAGUUAGUUAAAAAAGCUGAAGCAAAAAUGGAAGCAAAAGACCAAAAUCCCGCGGGAAUGCGCACUGAAUACGGUGGCGGUUUUCGUGGUGGGGACGCCUCGUCCACGAAACAAGAUGCUAUUUACAACAAGAUUAAAGAAUUGGUAGAGAAGUCGAAAAGUAAGAAAGAGAAUUCUGGCUUACCGUGGACAAAAAAAGAAAAGUCAGGAUUACCUUGGUCUAAAAAGGAGAAGCUAGGAUUACCUUGGUCCAAGAAAGACAGGUCAGAAUUGCCAUGGUCCAAAAAAGACAGGUCAGAAUUGCCAUGGUCCAAAAAAGACAGGUCGGAAUUGCCAUGGUCCAAAAAGGAUAUAACAAAUACACCAAAUGGGUUGCCAUGGAAACGUACCCUGUACAAAAGAGUUAUGAAUGAUAUAAAUGAUUUAUUUUCGAUGACUGACAAGACAGAAGAAAAGAAAUCCACAGAUGAUGAAUUGGUCGACGAAUUAUCUGGGUUGUUUAAGCGUACAUAAUGAAUCCUGCACAUAACAAAGAAAAAACUCACACAGUAAUGUACCGUUGUAUGUUUAUGACACAGGUUAAUGGAAUCUAAAAUGGUGGAGAAGCUAUGAAUUAAGUUAUACUGAUCUAAAACGAUUGUAAAACUGUUUUUUAUAACGUUAAAAAUUAGCACUAAAAUUCGUUUAAACUGA
Hydractinia symbiolongicarpus is the source of this 966-nucleotide messenger RNA. RefSeq lists its product as uncharacterized. The transcript is spliced from 4 exons. NCBI's taxonomy places the organism in Eukaryota, Metazoa, Cnidaria, Hydrozoa, Anthoathecata, Hydractiniidae. The coding region runs from base 163 to 786 and encodes 207 amino acids. The record is from RefSeq and is a predicted model, not a curated record.